AUGACAGAUAUGUUAAAACAAAUUAUAAGCAAAGAGACGUCGUUGCUGUCGACGUUGGAGGAGGUGCAGUAUUUCCUGAGUCCAGAGGGUCUUGAGAGCGAGGACCGAUGUACAGCUGACGUCAGCGCCUAUCUCCAGGGCGUGGAACAGGGUCAGAUGUGGGCCUUGCAAAUGCUAGAUGCCUCAGGAAAACCAGGAAGGAGUAUUCUUCAAGGAGCGACAAAAUUCCUUGGCAACUACGACGAAUGUCUGGAUGUGUCACACACACUGACCAAUGAGAGCACGGGACAAAGUCGUGUGAUAAAUGGUGGUUACUGUCACUUUCUCCUCACAUUACCUGAGACAAUCGCAAAUAUUACCACCAAAAAUGAACCACUUCCGUCACCAAGAUUUGUAUCAUCAUUUGCAGUACCUUUCAACGCUACUGGCUCCUCUCUGUUGUCGGCCUAUUUCACCAAGGUGACGGACUGGAAGGACGACUCAGUUGCAGUGGCUACAGUGGUUGUGUUAUGUUUCAUCGUCGCGUUAUCUCUUGUGGGGACCCUGUAUGAUAUUAUCAGCGCAGAGAUAACUAGGUAUAGAAGAGUACGAUGUUACGUCGACGUCGACGUUGACUUUGAUAGCGACAGUGAGAUCUUCGUGAAUGACGAUGGCUUGCUCGUUAACAUCACAGAUGAACAUCAGGUUUUAGAAGGUUCAGGAAAACAAAAGGAGCAAGAAGACAAUGAAGGUUUGGGUCGUCAACUCCUCCUGUCGUUCUCCAUCAGAAGGAAUGCUGACAAGAUCCUCAGUACCAGGACGGGGAAUGGAGACCUGCGCUGUCUUCAUGGCAUCCGGUUCCGCAUGUUCGAUAUUUCGUCAAUUCGCGUACAACUUGUUUCUAGCGGCUGCUUGUUGACCUUCUUGUUCCUGAGGGAAUGUGAGAAGUCCACAAGAGGGAAGCCUACAGUGGGACAGAUGGUCAUCUACUACAUCCACAGAUGGUGGAGGUUGACCCCUUUGUAUAUGAUAAUCAUCAUGUUCUACACUGGAUUGCUGGACCAUCUCAUAGACGGACCAAUGGCUGAGUCAAAGAACAUCAUUGACAAGGACUACUGUCGGCACAACUGGUGGGCCAAUCUGCUGUACAUCAACAAUAUGUAUAAGACUGAUGAAAUGUAUCUCCUAGUGCUGGGGUGGCUGGUCUUCCUAGCUAUUGGACUUCUGUGCUGCUAUGUGACAUAUGACCAGAUGCGAGAGUCUGACAGACAAUGGGGUGUCAAUACAAGAAUCGCCUACCAAACUCUCUGCAGGCCUGCCUGGGCUUUGUUUGUGUCUUGGGUUAUCUUGGUAUGCUGCACAGGCAAUGGAGGUGUUAUCAACAGUAUCCUCUCCUGGUCUGCUUGGAUUCCUCUGGGUAGACUGACGUAUGGGGCCUACCUGAUCCACACAGUCGUGCUGUCCUAUACCGAGUUCUCAGUGAGGUCUCUGAGAUAUGCUGAUGUUGUAUUUGUGAGCUAUCACUACAUAGGGACAUUCACCGUCUCCUACGCCCUAUCGUUCAUCACCUGUGUGUUGGUGGAGUCUCCGUGCCUCGGUCUGGAGAAGGUGGUCCUCACCAGGCUAAGGCUCAAGAAGUAG
Haliotis rubra (blacklip abalone) is the source of this 1620-nucleotide messenger RNA. RefSeq names its product nose resistant to fluoxetine protein 6-like. The coding region runs from base 1 to 1620 and encodes 539 amino acids. Lineage: Eukaryota; Metazoa; Mollusca; Gastropoda; Lepetellida; Haliotidae. The transcript is spliced from 10 exons. The record is from RefSeq and is a predicted model, not a curated record.